CGGUGUUCCCCAGUUUCCCAGUGAUAAAACCCGGCAGCUGAGCUCCGAUUGCUUCAGACUGUCCGACUAUAAAAAAGAAAAAGAAAAAUAUUCCAUCCCUCACUUAAGCAUCUUCAUUGCUCACUCUUGAAUCCAAAUUAGGGUUUAGCUCUCCUGCGAUCUCAUACCCAAAAACCGAAGAAAAUGUCAGUCCAGGAGUACCUGGAUAAUCACCUUCUCUCCCGCAAAAUCGAAGACGCUGUCAAUGCCGCCGUCCGCGCCAAAGCUCCCGAUCCCGUCCUCUUCAUCUCGAAUCAUAUGAAGAAGGCGAUUCCGUCAGUGAUAACCAAGGUCAAAGCUCGGCAGAUCCUCGAUAGCAGAGGAAUUCCUACUGUUGAAGUUGAUCUUCAUACUAACAAAGGAGUCUUCCGAGCUUCAGCUCCCAGCUCCGAUCUUACUGGAGUUGGUGAAACUAGGUAUGAGGCUGUGGAGUUGCGAGACGGGGACAAGAAAACGUAUCUUGGAAACAGUGUGACUAAAGCUGUUAAGAAUGUGAAUGAGAAGAUAUCGGAAGCUUUGGUUGGGAUGGAUCCUACGCUUCAAUCGCAGAUUGAUCAGGCAAUGAUAGACUUGGAUAAGACAGAGAAGAGGGGUGAACUUGGUGUAAAUGCCAUAUUGGCUGUGUCGAUGGCAGCUUGCAAAGCUGGGGCUGCUCAGAAGGAGGUUCCACUGUACAAACAUAUUGCUGACCUUUCUGGAAGAAACACCCUCACCCUGCCUGUUCCUGCUUUCACUGUUAUAAGUGGAGGAAAGCGUGCUGGGAAUAGUCUGGCCAUUCAGGAAAUCAUGAUCCUCCCAAUUGGAGCUAACAGGUUUGAGGAGGCACUGCAAAUGGGAUCAGAAACAUAUCAUCACUUGAAGGCUGUUAUCAUAGAGAAGUAUGGCUCACAUGGCUGUAAUGUUGGUGAAGACGGUGGUUUUGCUCCCAACAUCUCCAGUUUUAAAGAAGGCUUGGAUCUUGUAAAAGAAGCUAUCAGCAGAACAGGCUAUAAUGACCAGAUAAAAAUAGCAAUUGAUGUUGCUGCCACGAACUUCUGCAUGGGUACCAAGUAUGACCUGGACUACAAAUCACCGAAUAAGUCAGGGCAAAACUUUAAGACGGCAGAUGAUAUGAUUAAGUUGUAUACAGAACUUUGUACUGAGUACCCAAUUGUAUCAAUUGAAGAUCCGUUUGAUAAAGAGGACUGGGAACACACCAAACGCUUUUUUAAACUUGAAAUUUGUCAGGUAGUUGGAAAUGACUUGUUAAUGUCAAAUUCAGAACGUAUGAAGAAAGCAAUAGAGGAAUCUACAUGUGAUGCUCUUCUUCUGAAGAUUAACCAGAUUGGGACAGUGACUGAGGCCAUUAAAGUGGUCAAACUGGCAAAGGAUGCCCACUGGGGAGUGGUGGCAUCUCAUAGAUGUGGUGAAACUGAAGAGUCCUUCAUAGCCGAUUUCUCUGUUGGUCUCUCUACUGGUCAGAUCAAAGCUGGUGCUCCGUGCAGAGGCGAGCGACUGGCCAAGUAUAACCAGUUGCUUCGAAUUGAGGAAGAGCUUGGGGAUGAUGCAUUUUACGCUGGUGAAGAGUGGAGGGAAUCACCCUGAUUUCGUCAGGUUUCCUCAGAACUUCCUUAUCCUGACUUCCUCUCUUAGAGCUGAAGAAUUGUUCACUUGCCACAAAUUCCAGGAUGUGGCCCGCUCAUCAUCGUUCUUCUGCUUCGUUUGUUUUCAUCCCGUGUUAUUCUACUUCUAUAGAGAAUAGAGAGUAUCAAAGGAGUUUGUAAUUAGAUGCGCACAAAGUUUUUGUCUUUUAGACAAGGGCUGGUGAAUUUUCACACAAAUUGGAGAAAUAGAAUGUGAACCCUUUUUUGAGUAGAUCAUAUCAACUCCUGUCAUGCAUGUAACAAUGUGAUUUCUGUUGUUUGAAAGUCCUCAACAAAUAUGUAUAAACCCUAAACUGUAUAACGUAAUAUCAUGAGGUCAGGUUGCUUCACUGCUUUUCAGUUAAAUCGGAGGGGGUGUUCGAACCCGUUAACUAG
Messenger RNA from Argentina anserina (silverweed cinquefoil), 2057 nucleotides. Its product is annotated as cytosolic enolase 3. The record is from RefSeq and is a predicted model, not a curated record. Gene Ontology annotation, molecular function: phosphopyruvate hydratase activity; magnesium ion binding. The transcript has 13 exons. Lineage: Eukaryota; Viridiplantae; Streptophyta; Magnoliopsida; Rosales; Rosaceae. The coding region runs from base 184 to 1623 and encodes 479 amino acids. Gene Ontology annotation, biological process: glycolytic process. Gene Ontology annotation, cellular component: phosphopyruvate hydratase complex.